CUGAAAUGUUUUUGUUUUCGCAUUUAAUUUUAUUUGCAAUCUGACAAGCGACUGCCAUCUUUGUGGCGUUUCCAAAACGACGCAAAAUGAAAUAAGCACUUUUAACGGCUCUCAAAUCCUCCAUAGCAAAAAUUUGCUAAACUAUGUGAGCAAUUCCACUCCUGACACUCCGGUCUUCUCACAUAUAAUGUUCCAUUUGUGCAAUUUAAAUCAAGAUUUGCAUGCACGUGCCGCAGUUUGAAACAUCACAGUCAUUCUGAUGCGUUGACUCGGACACAAGCCCCCGUGAUUUUGACUUCCCAUGGAAACUUAUCGGUGCAAAUUUUUAACUGAAAGUUGUCAGCCAAUUGGAGAAGAGGAUCCCUGAGUUGUAGAAAGUGUCAAGUUUUGAGGAGAUGUGUUAAGAAAAAAAAGAAAGUAUUCCAUAUUACUUGAAUUUGAACUCUCUGGAACUAGUCCUCUAAUUUUCACAAGUCUUGGUGCGGUGAACAUUGUGAACAAAGACCUUUUUUUUCUGACCUAGAUAAUGAUUUGCUGAUAUGUGAAACUGCCGCAUUAUAGCGCCUUAUUCAAUGCCCCCCUCACCCCCCGUCCUCCUCCAAGUAUUUGUGGCUGCCUAUCGACAGCCUCUACGAGCACUCGAUAGCCCAAAAAAUAAUGGACGAAUCCCAUUUCAACUCGUCCUACUUUUGGUCUCCCGUCCCCACUGUACAAGGACAGAUUGAGAGCGGCAUGUUCCUGAACAAAACCAAGGAGCAGCUCGGCACAGAGAAGCCGGGCGCGCCGGCGUUCCCGCACUCGGCCGCAUCCUCCGCCGCCCCGCACUACCCCACGGCGGUGCUCGCCAUCCCCGGCCCAGCGGAAGCGGGGCCCGGGCUGCGGGUGGUCACCAAACAGGAGGGCAGCGGCUCGGCGGGAGCAGGAGGAGGAAGCGCUUCCAUGGCCGCGCACGUCAACCAGUCGCACACAUCGCAGAACGUCACUGUCGUGCCCGUUCCUUCCACUGGAAUCAUGACCGCAGCGGGCCUGGUCAUCACCACUCCCCCGGGCACGCUGGUGCCCACCGCCUCCACGCAGUCUUUUGUGGCCGGGCCUCACUCGGCCACCACCAUGAUCGUGUCCGCCGUGCACCCCUCAAACGCAGACAAGAAGAACAACACUGCAGGACCCCCCGCCGUCAUGGCGACGCCGGGCAAGCGGGGCAGGAAGAGCAAGCAGACGAUGAGCAGAACGAGCAGCGUCCUCCCUCCAGGAAGCGAUGCGUUAAUACUGGCCCACCUGGCCGCCACGGGCCAGCAUCAUUCUGCCGAUCCUUACGACCUCUCCAACGAUGAGGACGACCACUCCAGUAAAGAGGGCCCCAAAUCCUACAGGUGUCGCAUGUGCGCCGUGACGUUCUUCAGCAAGUCGGACAUGCAGAUUCACGCCAAGUCGCACACGGAGGCCAAGCCCCACAAGUGUCCCCACUGCUCCAAGUCCUUUGCCAACUCCAGCUACCUGUCGCAGCACAUCCGCAUCCACAGCGGGGCCAAGCCCUACAGCUGCACCUACUGCCAGAAAACCUUCAGGCAGCUCAGCCACCUGCAACAGCACACACGGAUUCACACGGGUGACCGGCCGUACAAGUGUAACCAUCCCGGCUGCGAGAAAGCUUUCACUCAGCUCUCCAACCUGCAGUCUCACCGCCGGCAGCACAACAAGGACAAACCGUUCAAGUGCCACAACUGCAACCGCGGUUACACGGACGCCGCCAGCCUGGAGGUGCACCUGUCCACGCACACCGUCAAACACGCCAAGCUGUUCUCCUGCGGCCUGUGCAACCGCUCCUACACCUCGGAGACGUACCUGAUGAAACAUAUGAGGAAGCACAACCCCGACGCGCUCACGGCGGCCGAACAGACGCAGCGCUCCGGCGGCCGGGGCCGCGGACGCGGCAGGGGCCGGGGUCGAGGGGGCUCGCUGCAGGGCCCGGCCAACCCCAACAACGCCGGCCCCCCCGGCGGAUACCAGCAGCCCGGCGAGGGAGUCAUCCCGUGCCCCUUCGAUCUGCACCAGUACAAGACGGUGGCGGCCGGCGAGAUCCAGUACAAACCGGGCACCGUGGCAGACCACAAAGACCUCUGCCUCACUGUGUCCACGUCCGCCAUCCAGGUGGAGCACAUGAACUCGGAUCGAUCUGAAGACGCGCAGUGUUUUCACAACCCCGACCAAGAAGCUUUAAGGCAGAGUGCGGCCCGCGGUGUCCAGUUUGUUUGCCCAAAUCAGAAGCGGCUUCUCCAUCUCCCAUGAGGUGAGAGACUUUUCCGAGUUGUGGUUUCACCUUGUUUGGACGAAAUACAGACGCUACCUUAUGAGGUGGGGCGGAAUUCAUGACUGACUUGUUGCAAAAUCUAAUACUACAAGUGAUACAGAGUCAACCCCCUUUUUAAGGGGGGGGGGGGGUUCCAGACCAGACCCAGAGAUGUUUCCCCCCCCAACCUGAUUUUGAGCAAAGGCAGCCAUUUUUCAUGUGAAAAAUGUCACGGCACACCCCACCAUAUGAAUGUCACAAAAGUCGACACAAUGAAAUCUCAACAAGCUCAUUUUCAUUCUCGUGCUUGGUGUGAAAUGCCGGCCUGACUUGAUCCGUUCUUCGAAUGGCAACAUGUCAAUGGGCAGGUUUCUUGUGCCUUCUGCCAUUUCAUGGAAGCACACGCAUGGAAGAGUUCCGCCUGUCAAAAUGAACACAAAUGGCCUAUUUCCACCACACCUCUGAUAAUCUCUCACGGCACGCUGUUUGGGAAUCAGCAAAGGAGACCCCAUACAUGAUUUAAAAGAGAGGAGAAGAAAAACGUAAUAUAUUCACACAAAAGAAAUGGCAAAAUAUUCAACCAAACCACAUAAUUUCAUCGAGUUAAAGCCUGCUAGCUUCUCAAGGGUCACCAACAUGCCCCCCCCCCCUCAACCACUUUGAGUAGCCUGAGGGCCUGUUCUAUAAGUAAGUCCCGAGUAAAUUUUUUUUUGUACGAUGCCAUUCAUUAAAAAAAAUGUGACACUUGACAAUGAACUAACUUGUUUGUUGUAAACGAAUUCAUUGAUUUUUUUUGUUUUUUAAACAUAGUGUAGUUCAACAGUCUGUAUUGUAUUGCAUGACCCAACCCAUAGCGUUUGUGGAGACACCCUAGCCGGCGCAACGACUAGAUGAUUUACCCCAAGCAAAUUUGUUCAUUCGGAAGUGCCUAUCAAUCUGGUUGCGCCGGAAGCAGCUCUCCGUUUGUAACAGGUUGGUGACGCCUGUGUCACGGUCAUUGUAAACCUGUAAAGAACUUUGACUUGGCAAACGGAGCAGCAACACAUUCAAACGGAGCGUUCUCGACGUCUCCUUCUUCUUCUUCUCCGGGGAAUUGAAUUGCUCUACCUUCUUGUGUACGAAUGCCUGAAUCUUGUCAACGGGACUGUUGCUAGCUCGGGUAGCGUCUGUCGUCCUUGCGGGAGGCAUCAUCACGUGCGUCGAGAAAGACGAGAAUCCUGUCGCCGGCCGCUCAAAAUGCCCGUCGAGGGACGUUUGCCGAAUGCACUCAACCGGGCAGGGCUCACGAACUAAGCACUUGAUGAAACCCUGUAUGUUUGUCACCUGUACUUUUUUUUUUUUUUUUAAUAUGUUCGUAUUUUUGUACCGGCAGACAAAGGUGAGAGCGUGAAUGUGAAGAAAGGAACGGUGUUUUGUUUUUGUUUUUAUUGUUAACUAAUAGAAAUAUUAGUGACCCUCUGUCGCAACAUUUCAGCAGCCAGUUGUUGGGGGAAUUCAUGAUUGUAUGACAAAAUGGCUGACAGGUACUGUUACUAUUAAUCUUUUCUUAAAACACACAAAAAAAAAGCUUUUUCGUGCAUACUAUGACUCUCAUUACAACUGUAUUGCAAAUGUUAUCCACACUAUUAUCAACUUAAAGGCAUUAUUAUUAUUAUAUGGCAGUAUGCUGUACAUAAGAGUUUUCUGUAAAAGGGAAGCAUGUCCUGUGAAAAACAUUCCCCCCCACCCCCUUUAAGUUUUUUUAAGACACAAUAACAAACUUCCUCUGUGCAUUGGAAUUUAACAAAAAAAAAAAAUAUUAGUGAUAUUCACUCAAAUGAUGUUUGGACUGGAAUGAUCAACAAACUGAUAAUAUUUGGCAAUGUGAAGUGACAGUGAAUACAAUUUACGAUAUUUGUUCAUCUCGACUCACUUGAUGCCACACGUUUUCCUGCGUGUAUCCAUUGUCUGCAUAGGAAAAAUUAUGAAUUACCAUUCAAGUUAUGGCUGAUGCUAACGCAAUGAGCCAUGCUGCUCUUUAGCAUACUGUAUGCUCACCCAGUGGGACUGUUUGAGAAUAAAGUUGGCAAACAGA
Hippocampus comes (tiger tail seahorse) is the source of this 4364-nucleotide messenger RNA. RefSeq names its product zinc finger protein 384-like. NCBI's taxonomy places the organism in Eukaryota, Metazoa, Chordata, Actinopteri, Syngnathiformes, Syngnathidae. The transcript has 12 exons. The record is from RefSeq and is a predicted model, not a curated record. Gene Ontology annotation, cellular component: nucleus; chromatin; PcG protein complex. Gene Ontology annotation, molecular function: RNA polymerase II cis-regulatory region sequence-specific DNA binding; DNA-binding transcription factor activity, RNA polymerase II-specific. Gene Ontology annotation, biological process: positive regulation of transcription by RNA polymerase II; negative regulation of transcription by RNA polymerase II. Bases 658 to 2289 code for a protein of 543 amino acids.